AGACCAAAAUGGCGGACUGGGCGGUUGUCGCUUUCCGGGGUAGUAUCACAUUUACGACCUUAUAGCCAUGCAGAUUCACGUAGCGCAUCAAAUAGCACAGGUUUUGUCGUACCUAAAGCCUACGACAAGGAAAGUUGAGUUUGUCUCGAUGAAGCGUUAUCUGAAGUGAAGAUUGAAGAACAUGGACGACAGCUGCUAUGCUAAGAUGGCGACGAAAAGAGAACAUGAAAGAGAACCAACUUCCAGCAAAUCACCAACGGAGAUAAAGACGAAAACUGCAGAUGAAAAUGAGCUGGCUGAAGUUUCCAACAACGUCAUGUUGGAGGCUAUCGUGAGCCCCGACAAGAGCGUCGAUGAGAAAUUAGCCGACUAUGUCGAAGAACGUAAACAAAGAGCCGCCAUGAUUGUUAGCUUGAAGAAGGCAGUGGAGUUCACAUCAGAGGAGAUGAAAGAAUGCAAAAGUCAAAUGAAGACACUGGGAGAGCAAAACAAGCGCUUGUGUAAAGAAAGUAAAGAUUUGGAAGAAGAUAUUCUGGGGAAGAGUAAGAGAUGUGAAGAGAACAUCCUGCCUGCUGGACCACAUGUCUACAUCAACGUGCAGAGGAUUGGAGACGUACAGCCACUGAUUGGUCAUCAAGAAAAACUUCCCCCUCAGUUGGCAGGAGGGACCUCUUUGAAGCAGAAGACUCCACAGCCACCCCACAUUAAAGAGGAAGAGGAGGAACUCUGGAUCACUCAGGAGGGAGAUUGUCAUCUAGAACCACAGGAAGCUGAUCUCACCAAGUUGCCACUGACUGUUGUCUCUGUGAAGAUUGAAGAUGAUGAAGAGGAACCACAACUGCACAACCUCUUAGCUCCACUAUCAGAAAGUGAGGCUGAAGACGAGGUUGAAGUACCUUUGAGCAGCGAUACAGACUCUGAAGGUGAUCUAAAGACUCACACUGACAACAAACACUCUGAAUACCCUAAAGAAAAGAGAGGUAAAACAUGUUUGAGCUGCUCAGUUUGUGCUAAAAUCUUUAGUCACAGGAGCAAUUUGGCAAAACACGUAAAAACACACACAGGAGAAAAACCAUUUAAAUGUUCAGUUUGCAGGAAAAGCUUUACUCAAAAGAGCAGUUUGACUCACCACAUGAGAACGCAUACAGGAGAAAAACCCUUUAAUUGUUCAAUUUGUGGUAAAAACUUUUCUAUGAAGAAUUAUUUGACUCAACACAUGAGAACACACACAGGUGAAAAACCAUUUAAAUGCUCAAUUUGCUGUAAAAGCUUUACUCAGAAGAGUAGUUUGACUCAACACAUGGGAAUACACACAGGAGAAAAAACAUUUAGAUGUUUAGUUUGUGGCAAAAGAUUCUCUCUCAAAAAUUACUUGACUCAUCACAUGAGAACACACACAGGAGAAAGAAAUUUUAAAUGCUCCUUUUGUUAUAAAAGCUUUACUCAAAAGAACAGUUUGACUGGACACAUAAGAACACACACUGGAGAAAAACUGUUUGAUUGCGCAGUUUGUGGCAAAAGAUUCUCUCUCAAAAAUUACUUGACUCAACACAUGAGAACACACACAGGAGAAAAACCAUUUAGUUGCACAGUUUGUUGUAAAAGUUACACUCAAAAGAGCAGUUUGACUCAACACAUGGGAACACACACAGGAGAAAGACCAUUUAAUUGUUCAGUUUGCGGCAAAAGCUUUUCUCUCAAAAACUAUUUGACUCAACACAUGAGAACGCACACCGAUGAGAAAACACUUGAUUGCUCAGUCUGUUAUCAAAGCUUCACUCAAAAGUGUCAUUUGACUAAACAUGUGAGAACACACAGAGGGAAAAAAACAUUUCAUUGUUCCGUUUGUGGCAAAAGCUUUUCUCAAAGGAGCAGUUUGACUACACACCUAAAAGCGCACACAGCAGAAAAACUGUUGAACUGCUCAGUUUGUUGUAAAGGCUUUCCUAAAAAGUGCAAAUUGAUUCAACACAUGAGAACACACAGAAGGAAAAACAUUUAGCUGUCCAGUUUGUGGUAAAAGAGUCCAUCAGAUGCAGUAAAACACACAAGAACUCACACGGGAGAAUAACCAAUUAGCGAGUGUGUUGCGAGACAAACCCACGGCCUCCUCAUAAUAAGUUCUCUGCUUCUUUCAAAAAUAUUUGAAUAUUUGUUUAAAGUGGGACUAUCUGGAACAUACUCUUAUCUCUUACUCACACCAUGCCUUUAUUGUAUCUGACACUUUCCUGAACAGUAAGACAGAUGAUGUUUGUAGUGCUUGGUUACUCCUUCUUCCGACCAGACCGACCUGAUGAGUCUAGCUGGGGAGGAAUUGUAGUCUUCUUAAGUGAUGCUUUUACCGCCUCCAGAAUGCCUGACUUUGAUCACCAACAACAUGAAUCGAUCUGCCUGAAACUACACCUUCCAGGUCGCCUGGUGUUCAUGUUUUGUGUCUACAUGACUCGGUGUACAAAUAAUCUCCCCAAUUUGCAGCCCAAAACCAAAUAAUUCUAUAAAAGUUGUUAUAAAAUCGUGUUCUUCUGACAUUUUAAAGCAGGGGUCCCCAAACUACGGCCCGCGGGCCAGAUAAGGACCGCCAGCGUCCAAAAUCCGGCCCACAGGAACUCCCAAGUUAAAAAAAAAAAAUAUAUAUAUAUAUAUAUUUUGUUUUAAUUACUUUUUUUUUUUUAAUCUGUCCUUUUUAAUCCAUUUUCUACCGCUUGUUACUCUCUGUGUCUCCUCCCGGCUCAGGCAAAUCAUAUUGUCUAAAAUUUUAUUUUCCCCUUGAUAACGUGACAUCAU
Messenger RNA from Nerophis lumbriciformis (worm pipefish), 2784 nucleotides. RefSeq lists its product as uncharacterized. Lineage: Eukaryota; Metazoa; Chordata; Actinopteri; Syngnathiformes; Syngnathidae. The record is from RefSeq and is a predicted model, not a curated record.